Messenger RNA from Nematocida homosporus, 2013 nucleotides. RefSeq lists its product as uncharacterized. Gene Ontology annotation, molecular function: zinc ion binding. NCBI's taxonomy places the organism in Eukaryota, Fungi, Microsporidia. Bases 1 to 2013 code for a protein of 670 amino acids. The transcript has a single exon. The record is from RefSeq and is a predicted model, not a curated record.
AUGCAACUUUCAGUCGGAGACGUAUUUAAAUCAAAAAACGAAGCUCAGAAUGCUAUCAGAAUGUAUGCCGUAGAUAACAAUUUCAAUUUUGAAACUACAGAUAGUACACCAAAAAAGUACACUAUUCAGUGUAAGGAAAGACGUAGCCAUGGUUGUGAUGCCAUUAUAACGGCAGCUUUACGUAAGAAAGAUAACAUGUUUGUGAUAAAGAAACUCAAAAACAUGCAUAACUGUCCGCAACAGAGUUCUUGUUCUAUUCAGUCUUCUUCCAGGUAUAUUGCUGAUGAACUCAGAGAUAUGCCUGAUGUUUUGGAAACUAGAGUUGGUCAGAUAAUCAAUCGUAUCUCUUUAAGAAGAGGGAUUAAGAUAGGAUACUUAGCUGCCUGGCGGGCUAAACAAGAAGUACUAGGGGAAGAAGUAGGGGAAGAAUCAGCUGUAGAAGAAUCUCUUCUUAAUGCUAUUGCUGAGAAUAAGUACUUAAACCCUGAAGAUAUUACUAGGGCAUCUAACUUUAAGCAAGUUCUAAGUAGUUGGGUUGAACAGGGGUAUAAUUUACCAGUUGAACAAGGGUUUAUUAGAAGAGUUGUUAAGACUUUGAGUGCUUUUGAUACGAGUGGACCUGGUUUAGAUACUCUUUUUUAUGCUAGUAGCUUAUCUUUACAUGUUUAUAAGUACUCUCGACCUAUUAUUGAGUUAAGUUGUUAUCAAAGACAUAAUGAAAUCAGAGAACAUGCCGGAUAUGCCUUUGUUGCUACUAGUUAUGAUGCUUUUGAUACGCCUUAUAUCUUAUCUAUAUUUUGUGUUCCUGAAUACUGUCCUCGGAAAGAGGGUUGGAUUGGGUUUAUUAAAGAGUUACUAGCCGUUAUAGAUACGGGUGUACUUCUCAUGGACUGGGAAGACUCACACAGUACCGUAGAAGAGAUUCAGAAGGAGAUUCAGAAGAAGAAUGGGUUGAGUAUGGGUGGUGGUAAUGGGUUGGGUAGUAGUGGUGGAAGCAGUAGAGGAAGUAGUAGUAGUAGAGGAAGUGAAGGAGGAGGAGGAGAAGGUCCUUGGUCUGGUCAUUUUGAUAUUGAGGAGUCUAUUAGAGCGGGAGAACUGGAUGGUUUAGCGGCUGGAGGUAAUCGAGUGAGUUUAUUCUUGCGGACUCGGAGUUUAUGUAAGGAGAUCUUUGCUACUUAUCCUUGUCCUAGUACAAUUGGUCUGAUUUGGUCUUUAUGUAAUAGUCCUGAUUUAGCUACUUUUAUGAUGUAUUACCGGAAAGUGAAGGCUAAGAAUGUUCCUUCUUUAUUAUCUUUAUUAAGUUCGUUACCUACUAGUAUGUGGGCUAAGUAUUUAUGUGGGUUCCCAUUGUAUAACAAGAAUAAUACAAGUGCGGCUGAGUUGGAGUCAAUUCAGGAAAUGUUUACUUUAUCUUUAGUAGAUACGUUAUGUAUGGGGAUUAAGAUGAUUUGUGAUAAUGCUGUGAAGAAGAAAGAGACGAUUGCUCAUUCGGAGUUGGCUAGUAAGAAAGCGACUGAUCGGGCUCGUUUUGGGGAUGCAAUUAAUAAGGCGAUGGAUAUUAAUGUGAGUAAAGCUGGGAAUUAUGAAGUGGAUGUAGGUCGGGCACCAGGAGGUGUUUGUAAGGCUUCAUGGAUAGAUCCUCGGAAGUUAAGUGAUGAGGAGGAGCAGGGGCAAGGGAUAGUUUAUGCGGGAGGUAAUUUAAGGUUUUAUGUUGAUUUAAGAUUGCGUGUAUGUUCUUGUAUGAAGUUUCAGGAGAUGAGUUAUCCUUGUUCGCAUGCUUGUGCCUUGAUAGCUAAGAUUGGGGGACAUCCUUAUGCUUAUAUUGAUGAGAUAUAUUCAGUGGAUACUUUAACACAGAUGUUUAAGCCGGCAAGUAUGCGGUGCAUUGUUAAUGAGCCAAUUCGGGGUACGGAAGAAAGACGGCGAGUAGCUGCUCCUUUGAAACGGGGUCUGGCCGGGUUUGAAGAGGAAGAGUUUUCGUGUCUGGAGUACAAAGAGAACAUGCCCAGAUAA